AUGCAGCACCAGAAAGACGGUAUGGUGGUGUCUCCGGGUGAUAAUGUUCUUCUCUGCAGUGGACCCGACCGUCAAGGAGCUCCGCAUGUCGCCAAAGUCACUGCGCUCUUCAAUGACCCCGAAACUGGUGAGACUUAUUAA
This is a messenger RNA of Rodentolepis nana, 141 nucleotides long. The record is from the annotation of a GenBank genome assembly. NCBI's taxonomy places the organism in Eukaryota, Metazoa, Platyhelminthes, Cestoda, Cyclophyllidea, Hymenolepididae.